This is a messenger RNA of Penicillium atrosanguineum, 822 nucleotides long. RefSeq names its product E3 ubiquitin-protein ligase MARCH. The coding region runs from base 1 to 822 and encodes 273 amino acids. Gene Ontology annotation, molecular function: zinc ion binding. The transcript is spliced from 2 exons. The record is from RefSeq and is a predicted model, not a curated record. Lineage: Eukaryota; Fungi; Ascomycota; Eurotiomycetes; Eurotiales; Aspergillaceae.
AUGUCCGAUGACGAGACUAGUCAGCCAGAGCCGGCACAGGACUCAAAGUUUGCCGAGUCUGCAGAGUCCGCAGAGCCUGCAGAUCCUGCAGAUCCGAGCUAUCCUCCUCGAGUAUGUCGGAUUUGUCUAGAAUCUGUGCUGCCUACCUUUCAGCCCUCGGAAUUCCUCCAGAAACCUCGCGUCGUUUAUGAAUCGGAAGACUCCGGCCGCCUACUUCGCCCCUGCCAAUGCAAAGGCUCCUCGAGAUAUGUGCACGAGAGUUGCCUGCAGACAUGGCGGCACGCGGAUCCCCGAUACGGCGCGAGGAAUUUCUGGCAGUGCCCGACCUGCGGCUUUCAGUAUCGGCUACAACGUCUGACCUGGGCGAGGUGGAUCAGUAGUGCUGGCACACAGCUCCUCCUCACCAUCGCCAUUUUGCUUUUGACUGUUUUCGUUCUUGGUUUUGUUGCUGACCCCAUCCUCGAUUUGUACCUCGGCCCUAUUGACAUCGAUGUCUACGAGUUGGAAGAGGAGCUUAACACAGACGCUUCGUGGAUUGCCCAUCUCGUCAAAGGAGUGGCUUCUCUCGGUCUACUGUCCUUUGUCAGGUCAAUAUGGAUGAUUUCACCGUUCUGGAGCCCGCGCUCGGGGAUACUGGCUGGCCGCACGACAGGACGAGACCGAGCUCGGUCUCUCAACUGGCUGCUCAUUGUCGUCGGCGUUGGCACCUUCCUCUGGGCUGUUUACAAAGGUGUACGGUCAUGGAGUAGACGAACACUAGAAAAGGCGGGCGAGAGAGUGAUGGAUGUUCCUUUACCAGAGGAUGAUGUAAAAACCGAUUGA